Messenger RNA from Olea europaea var. sylvestris, 1296 nucleotides. RefSeq lists its product as uncharacterized. Gene Ontology annotation, cellular component: membrane. The record is from RefSeq and is a predicted model, not a curated record. Lineage: Eukaryota; Viridiplantae; Streptophyta; Magnoliopsida; Lamiales; Oleaceae. The coding region runs from base 200 to 1105 and encodes 301 amino acids. The transcript has a single exon.
UGAACAAAUGGUAUUAAAUUUUCUCACUUCCCUCGCGCCUAAAGCCACACUUUGACCCAAAAUUUUCGCUUCCACCAACAACAUAUAAUUUCAUUUUAACAUAGAAGUAACCUCAGAUCAUUCUAAAAACCUCCGCAGAAUUCAAAAUUCUGCUGUUCUCAUGUUUGAGCCUGAAAAUAGGACAAGAAAACUAACUUAAAUGGGUUUCCUUCUCCCUUUCACUUUGGUUGUUCUUUCAUUUGCAUCUUUAUCAGCCCUUCAAAUUCAAACCCAAGAAAUAAAAUCGGCCCGGCUUCUCGAUCUUGUCAUUAGAGAUUACACUUUCAAAUCAUACAAAAAAUACUUUAGAACAGGUGAACUGCACCAGAUCAAGUUACCAGCAAAUCUCUCAGGCAUAACAGUCGAUACAGUGCGAUAUCGUUGUGGUAGUCUUCAAAGGUACGGUGCCAAAAUUAAGGAAUUCCAUCUUGGAAUAGGUGUAACUGUGAAUCCUUGCAUUGAAAGAGUUCUGAUAAUUAGACAAAAUCUUGGAUCUAACUGGUCAUCUAUAUACUCUGAUAAUUAUGAGUUAUCAGGUUAUCAACUUAUUUCGCCUGUUUUAGGCCUACUAGCAUAUAACGUUGGUGACAGCAUAAAACUUAGUACUCCAUCUGAGCUUCAGAUUCAGGCCGGGAAAAAACCAAUAACUAUAGAUUUCAGCAAUACGACAAGGCUCAAUAUCACAUCAGGGAUACCCUUAUGUGCAAGUUUUUAUCAUGAUGGAAAAGUGACACUGGCUAAUCAAGCGUCCCAUAAUAUUUGUGUUGCAACAAGAUAUGGUCAUUUUGGAUUGGUAGUCGAAUCACCAUUGAAAAAGACGACUUUAAGCAAGUGGAAGAUAACGAUUGGAAGCACGAUUGGGGCUGCAUUAGGGGCGUUUCUUCUGAGUUUGUUGCUGAUCGCAAUGUUUGUUAACGCAAAGAAGAAGGCAAGAAUGGACGAACUUGAAAGGAGGGCGUACGAAGAGGAAGCUCUGCAAGUUUCAAUGGUAGGGCAUAUAAGUGCUCAUACUGCAUCUAGUACUCGGACCAUGCCCAGAAUUGAGCAUGGUGAUGAGUAUACAUAGAUUUUUCCUUCUUGAUUUAUAAGUUUUCUUGUUUAUUUAAUAUUUAUAAUUCUUUGUCUAUUAUUGAUUAGGUUUAGGUUGUGCAAAAUUGAUUCAAAUUAAUUGCACAAUUUUGCUGAUCUUCCACCAUGGAGACGGAUUGAGUUUGAGUAUUUAUUCUUCCCUAGUGAGUUGAUUAACAUUAUCGUUCA